CACGACGACCACGAGUUGUUGUAAUCGCAAAGCAGGACCAUUUUCGCCUGGCCAAGCGAACAGAAGGUUCUGACAGUCGGUUCCGGACAGUGUACCAGCAGUGCACACAGUACGCGACUCAGAGACAGAGAGUGCGGGUGGCUUCAGGUCCCGACAGGUUCCCCACGUUUCCUUUCCCUUGUGCUCCCUUUUUUGAGUGUGUGUGUGUUGGUUUUCCGAUUUGUCUGCCCACUCGUCCCUGUGCAGUGAUGCAACCACGAAACGCUGGCCUAGCUUGUGCUGGAUGUUGAGAGUGGGCGCCCAUACCAAUCCGAAAGACCUCUGCUCCGUGUGUCCUGGUGUUCCGUGUUUCCACAGUGCUGGUUUGGGCGUUUGUUGUGGUCAAUAGCCCUCUUCCACCGUGGCCGUGAGCGAUGGAGACGACGGCACGCGUUCACCAGCCGAAGGCUGGCAGCUCGAGCUCGAGGCAUCGGAGUUCCCGUGCAAGGCGCAGUGCGACUCCCCAACGGUUGGAGCAGUUGGAGCAGUCGGAGGCGCGCGGAAUAGACGAUGUGUCCUCCCAGCAGUCGCCCGACCAGGAGAUGGCGAUGGCUGACGGAACAUCUAAAAAUAGAACCACCGCUCCAUCUCGCACCGUACGUCGACCGGACACACCGGAGCACAGUGGAGCGAGCAGCACUACAACGAAUGCGAGCGGCAGCGUCACGGGAAUGACCGUGCCCGAUAGUGGUGCACUGUCGCGGGUGUCCCAAACGCCACGCAGCAACUCACCCGCCAUCGUAACGACCGAGCUAGUGGCGGAACAAGCGCCGCCAGUCGCUAGUGAGGAGCCGGCAGCGGGCCCGCCGGCCGACAAGCUGCAGAAGGGCAUCCUCGGCUACAUGGACCGCCAGCUGAAGGUGCAGUCGCUGUCCGAUUCGCAGAAGAGCCCGGCCCAGCGCAGCACCCGCAGCAGCACCCGGAGCAGCAACCUGGACAAGAGCCCGCGGCGAAAGCGCAGCAAGUCGGAGUCGCGUCGGCGCCGGGAGCGCAAGAUACUGGCCGCGGGCGAGAUGGAGGUCCGGCAGGCGAACGAAACGCUGAUGCGCUACCUGAAGCAGUGCUCGGACUUUAACGAUGCGUCCCUGUCGGGCGAUCUGGAGAUACCGGAACCGCUCGAGGAUCGGCGCGUCCACCGGAAAACGAAGUCGCAGCGGGAGCGAAAGCAGCACCAGCCGCAGCAGCCGGACCACCGGUCAGGUGGCAGGACCCACGCGGACGAUCUGAUGAGCUACCAUGGCGAGAUCUACAAUCCCUUCACACCGGUCGUCUCACCGACGACCGAGGCGGCGGCCACGCGUAUCGAUAAGAUGUACAUACAGACUGCUAGCGGUUAUCGACCAGUUGACAAUACCUACUCCUACCACAAGUCUAGGGCACUAAUCGGAGGAGACCCGGAAAGCAAUAGCCAUACGAUAAGCACAUCGGUACAUCUGUCCUGUGCGGUGCAGCGCGUCUGGCAUCUUCUCUCGACCGUCUGUCACGGUUUGCUCGGAGGCUUGGCCUUUGCCCAUCUGCUGCUGAUCUGCACGACCAAGCCGUACGAUUGGGUCGAUGCCUCGAUACACCACUACUCGGCCUUUGCCGAGGUGUACGCCAACACGUUCUACUGUUUGGCCAUCGUUUGUAUGGUUUCGAUAUUCGAUCGAAUGGACAUUGCGUACGGGGGCGAUACGAACAUCUCGUUCCGUUCGAUCUUCAUCAUCAUGAUCUACGUGAUGACGAUCAUACUGAGUCUGUCGGCUGGCACGAUGGACGAACGGUUGUAUGUUACCGCGUCGCUAAAUGUCACCGUAUGGGAAGAGGAAUUGGAAACGAACAAGGUACUAAGUGUGUGGAAUGCACUGUCGAUCGCCCGAAGUGUCGGUGCCAUCUUCGGCUGGCUGAUCGUGGGCUUUCUACCGAACCAGGACAAUCUGUACGACCAGCUGCUCGAGAUGGAAAAGUAUCAACUGCAGUAGGAAAUGGCAAACGUAUCAUACACUCCAGCGUGCUGUACAUACUACCUGGGCUGGAGGGGACACACAAAGUACUAACCAAGAGUUACUGAACAAUAAUCACGCUUAUGUCACUGUGGUGUGCAGCGAGUCACACAGCCCGUUCGCGUGCGCUCGGGGAGUCGUGAGCUUGCGGGCAAAUUUAAUGUAGUACAUACAUACCGUAGUAAGAAGUUGAGGUGCGUAUCAUUUAAAAGUAUUACCGUUCAGGAAGCUAGCAGGAAGCGGUUGUGGUAGCAUUUACGUGCAAAACCAAAUCAGGAUGUACUGUGGGGUAGAAUGUGGCAUAUUAGCGAGGGAUAGUGCAAACUGGGAACGACUGAUAAUCAUUGUUGUGGUGUAAUCAAAAUGAUAGCAAUCGUGAUGCGGGUGGGGUGGGUGGUGAAAGUGGUUAUUUCCACUGGUUCCGCGGUGGAGGCGUUGCAAGUUAGCCGAAAGGAUAUUAGGAUAUUGAGACAAUUAAUUAAUCUGUAAGCUGUACUGUUAUCAUACAACCAUGUAUCACGCUAAGGCGAAUGUUCUGAUUUCUCGUACACCAUAAACGAAAGGGGACAUUAAUA
Messenger RNA from Anopheles arabiensis, 2596 nucleotides. RefSeq lists its product as uncharacterized. Gene Ontology annotation, biological process: cilium assembly. The record is from RefSeq and is a predicted model, not a curated record. The coding region runs from base 414 to 2000 and encodes 528 amino acids. Gene Ontology annotation, cellular component: ciliary transition zone. The transcript is spliced from 5 exons. NCBI's taxonomy places the organism in Eukaryota, Metazoa, Arthropoda, Insecta, Diptera, Culicidae.